ACCCGGUCAAACAUUUUUUGUAAAUAUAAAUUAUAAAUAAAUGAAAAUCAGAAUAACAAAUAAAAUCAAGGUGAUGGAAAUUAGGCGCAGUCUGUGCUUGUUGGCUCUACUGGGCGUUGCCAAGGGCGCCACCAAUCAGAGCUCCUCAACAACAACACAGACAACAGCAACAAGCAACACGUGGCAACAACAACAGCAACCAGUCGAGUAUUAUAAACAUUUAAAUGCAGCUGCGAAUUUGGGCGAUUUCCAUGAGCCACACUUGACACGCAGCUCUGUCAUCUUUGGUUUGACCAAAGUGGUCAACGAGAACAAUGUGAAUCUCCUGUGUGAAUCCCAUUUGCGGCAAGUGCAACAUGGCAUUCUCAGCAAACAGCCCUGGGCAAUGAAAGUACUCGAUGCUUCGGGCACAAAACCCUCCGGAUUUGUGUAUGGCCAGAACUAUUGGCUGGGCAGUCGGGAGGCGUGCAAAGGAGUACAGCAUCCUGUGGGAAUAACACUCUCCAAGAACUUUGAGCGUGUGAUGCACCACGGACUAAUAACACAGCAGGCACCCUUCGAGAUGGAUUAUCGCGUGGUUUAUUUGCGGCACAAUUCACCGUGGCAAGUGGAGAUCAAGUUGAUGUCCGAGCAAAUUAUCCACAUUGGCCUCUGCCUGCCACGAGCCUGCACCGGCGGCGAGGUGAAACAGCUGGCUGGGGAAUAUGUGUCCCGUGGCAUGUUUGCGGAGAAUGACAUCUUUGACAUACAGCCGGAGGUGUUGUACCUGAAGGAUCUGGAGCUGAGCGAUGCUUUCUAUCAACGCACCAGUUUCCGGCUGCUCGUCAUUUGUGUGCUGGCCACUUGUGCCCUGAUGUUGUGCGCCCAGCAGAAUCCUGCCGGCGAGGAUUCGACCAAAGAAACAACUGUUGGCCUGGCACCAACUGAAUCCGAGCUGUGGCGUGUUCUUCAUUCCCUGCUGAGAUGGGAGCAACUGCAGCAAUUUGUCAGCUGCUACGAUUUGCCCGGAAAUUGGGCAAAGAUUUUUGUGGUGCGUUCGAUUCCCACUCAGAAAGAGAUACCCGUGUUGAAUGGGCUGAGGAGUGUGUGUGCCAUUUGGAUUAUGAUCUUUCAUGUGGUGUGGUUCAUGUAUUUCACUGUGCACAACAAAACCGUGCUCAUUUCCUAUGCGGAGCAGGCAUUCUUUCAGUACGUAUCCUCAGCUCCGCUGCUGGUCGAUGUUUUCUUUACCAUCAGUGGCUUUCUGCAAACGUACAACUUUCUGCGCAACGCCGCCCAACUGGACGCAGUGCGUCAAAAUGGAUGGCGCAAAAAUUUGAAGCUCUUUGGCAAACUGCUCUUUCAUCGUUAUUUGAGAUUGGGUCCACUUUAUCUCGUUGUGAUGGCUUCGGUGGAUUUGGUCUACGCCUAUAUUGGAGACACUUCAGUUUAUCAUAUUAAUGAGCGCUUUGAUGAGAUGUGCUCCAGGCACUGGUGGCGCAAUCUGCUCUUCAUUCAGAAUCUCUUCGAUCAUCGCGAUAUGUGCGCCAGUUGGAGCUGGUCUUUGGCCUGCGAAAUGCAGUAUUUCAUCUUGGCAAAUUCGUUGCUCUUUUUAUAUGCCAAGCAUCCCCGACUCACCAAGACGCUGGUUACCUCCGCUUUGGUCUCAACUACCGUUUGGACCUACAUUAUUGGUCUUCGCAUCGAGUUUCAAUUGUCUUUCGACGCGGCCUUUGCCACGGGAACCGAGAUUUACACAUCGCCGUUUGUUCGAGUGCUUCCCUAUAUUCUGGGCGCCAUCACAGCCUGGUUUCUGCUCGAGGAGGCGAAGCAGCCAGAAGUGGAGCCUAAUAAGAUGAGGAAUCGUUGUUGCUGGCACUUUGCGCUGUUUGUGUUCAUUGCCUGCAUCUACUCCACGAUUCGUCGAGAUCUGGGUUCCUUGCUGGCCAUUUCGCUAUUUGUUUUGGGCAGACUGUUUUUCUCGUUGAGCGUCUGCUGGAUGAUUAGGGGCAGUGCGAGAGGGCGUGGCGUCUGGUGGUCCCGCAUACUGGAGGCCAAGGGCUUCCAGCAUCUGAGUCGGCUCUCGUAUGCGAUUUAUUUACUAAAUCCUUUGGUGAUUGCCUUCUUCUACAGUUUAACCAGCGCCAGCACGCAUGCAGAUCCCUUAAUGCUGUGCGUUGUCACCUGUGGCUUUGCCGUCAUCGUCUAUUUGGCAUCCAUUGUAUUUUCGCUCGCCUUUGAAUUGCCUUACAGCAAUUUGUCUAGUUUGAUUUUGAGGCGCAGCAAAUUGAAAAGUGCCUGA
This is a messenger RNA of Drosophila grimshawi, 2281 nucleotides long. Its product is annotated as nose resistant to fluoxetine protein 6. Gene Ontology annotation, molecular function: acyltransferase activity, transferring groups other than amino-acyl groups. The transcript is spliced from 5 exons. The record is from RefSeq and is a predicted model, not a curated record. Bases 41 to 2281 code for a protein of 746 amino acids. NCBI's taxonomy places the organism in Eukaryota, Metazoa, Arthropoda, Insecta, Diptera, Drosophilidae.